Messenger RNA from Medioppia subpectinata, 2383 nucleotides. Lineage: Eukaryota; Metazoa; Arthropoda; Arachnida; Sarcoptiformes; Oppiidae. The record is from the annotation of a GenBank genome assembly.
UCAUAAAAAAUUUGUUGUUUAUAACGAUAUUGUUUUGUUUUUGUCGGAUAGGAUGCAAAAUGGAAACUUCAUUACAAAUACAGAUAAUACCGAUAAUAACGACAAUGAAAUUAUUACUCGAUCACCAAAACACUGUUGGUUUCCAGACGACCAACAAAUGGCACCAAAUAUGGAGAGAAUAGAUAAGAAUACGUUUAAAGUCUUUCUGACGAACGGUAACUACAAUGUGGUGAAGAGCGGAGACGUGACUGAUGUCCGCGGAAUCAUAACUUUGAUUACUAGUCGAUUGUCGUCCGAUUUGAGCAAAAGGUUUUACGAGAGCGCGUAUGGCCUUAGAAUUGCCCGAAUCGGCGGCAGUAGUGAUGAACACAUUUGGUUACAUCCGGACACAGCCAUGAAUGAGGCCCUCGACCGCCACCAGAACCUGUUGGACGCCGACUGGAGAUAUGAAUUGAGAAUAAGAUAUAUUCCGUCGACUUUAAGUGAUAUUCUGGCGAAAGACAGGUUCUCUUUCCACUACUUCUAUGACCAGGUUAAAAACGAUUACUUAAAGACAGAGCUGCCCAUCGAUCAGGAUCUGGCCAUUCAGUUGUGUUGUCUGGAGAUUAAAUGCUUCUUCAAAGACAUUACACAAUUCGCUUUGGAUAAGAAGUCCAACUUUGAAUACCUUGAGAAAGACAUAGGACUACACAAAUUUCUCCCCUCACACGUCCUCUCAUCCAUUAAGCACAAGACAUUACGCAAAACAAUUCAAUCGCAAUUCAAGAAGGUUUCCGCAUUGAGUGAAACCGAUUGUAUGAUUAGAUUCUUUGAUUUGGUUUUGCCUUUUGUUAAUUUUAAAGAAGAGAAGUUCAUGUGUGCGUUAGGGACGGGAUGGAGUAUUCCCGUUCAGUUAGUCAUUGGCUGUGAUAUUGGUAUCGGUUAUGUCACUGACAGGACAGGACCGCCCACACAAAUGGCACGAUUCCAAAGCGUCCAAAGCAUUCACAUCAACACUAAUGUCAACGAAAGCAAUGCAAACAACUCUGUCGUUAAUCCUUUAAACCAAUCAAAUAAAUCAGUGCUUCAGUUAAAAAUUGCCGGCGCGUCAGAAGUGUUGGCCAUUUCCUGUCCCUCAAACACUGUCGCCGAGAAUAUCGCGAAUCUAAUCGACGGUUACUGUCGUAUAGUUAAUAAUACAGACGAUUCGUUUUGGAUCCGAAAAGAUAUUAUGUUAGAAAAAGUAAAACAAAACCAGAAGAAGAGAAUCACUACUGAAAACGGGGACAAAGAUUACGCCGAAAUAGUAGACGACGGCGACUACUCGACGCCCGCCGGAAAGGAUUACGAGUUGUGCCGAUUGAGGCUAACGCUGGACGACAUCAUCGGUGAGGGACAGUUCGGUGACGUGUUUAAGGGCUCCUAUCAGACAAAAGACGACCAAAUUAUAGCGAUUGCCGUCAAAACGUGCAAAAUCGAGAGCGAAGGCCAAAUGGGCGACAAGUUUCUAGAGGAGGCCUACAUAAUGCAGCAGUUCGAACACCCGCACAUCAUCAAACUGAUCGGGGUGUGUUCCGAUUCGCCCAUUUGGAUCGUCAUGGAACUCGCCAAACACGGAGAGAUGAGAGCUUUCCUCCAGAACAAUAAGCAACGACUCGAUUUGGCCACUCUUGUCCUCUACGCCUACCAAUUAAGUACUGCUCUCUCGUAUUUAGAGAGCAAGAAGUUUGUUCACAGGGAUAUCGCCGCUCGCAAUGUUCUCGUCUCAGCCCAUAAUUGUGUGAAAUUAGCCGACUUUGGCCUUUCGCGAUGGGUUGACGACCAGUGUUACUAUAAGGCUAGUAAAGGGAAAUUGCCGAUCAAAUGGAUGGCUCCCGAAUCGAUUAACUUUCGCCGCUUUACCACUUCAUCCGAUGUCUGGAUGUUUGCCGUGUGUUUGUGGGAGAUAUUAAUGUUGGGCACAAAACCCUUUCAAGGCGUUAAAAAUAAUGAUGUGAUCGGAAAGAUUGAGAACGGAGAGCGACUGCCACUCCCUCACAACUGUCCGCCAAGACUUUAUAGUCUAAUGUCUCAGUGCUGGUCAUACGAGCCCUCAAAGAGGCCCUGUUUUAAAGAUAUUAAACAACUUCUAUACGAAGUGUAUUUAGAAGAGAAAACUCAAUUAGAAAGGCGUGAUAUUAGGAGAGAAACACAAUCAAUGUCUUGGAGUUCUUCCGGUUCUGAUGAGCCGCCGCCGAAGCCAUCGCGACAUUUUGUAAACAAUUAUUCUUCCGAUUCUAAUCCAUCGGUUGAGGCAUAUAUUGUGGCGAAAGACCCGGAGUGUCGCUCCCAUUCCCCUCCCUGUCCACCCUUCCCUUCAUUGAGUCACUUGAGCUCUAGUUUUGAUUACUAUCUCCAGAGAUAA